AUGUCGGGGCCUGCCCUGGAAGUCGCAGCCGCCAAAACGGCCGAGCAGGGUCAAGUUCCCGUCCUCGCCGCUGCCGUUCGGGGCGACACCAAAGUAUCCGGCGACUCCAUCCACGCCGCCACGACCGCUGUAUCGGAUGGAGACAAUCAGAGCAGUACCAUGUCGGGCAAGACAGCGGCUGGUGAUGCCACUUCACCAGCCUCGGGCUCGGGCUCAGGUGGCUGGUUUCAUUGGCACGAGCCUGGUACGAGCAAGGCCGAAAAGAAGCUGAUCUUUAAGCUGGAUUGGUUUCUGCUGUCUUACUCGUGCCUGUGCUUCUUCAUCAAGCAGUUGGACGGCAACAACGUGACCAAUGCGUACGCGUCUGGCAUGCAGGAGCAGCUGGGAUUCGGACCGGGCAAUGAGCUGUCGUGGAUGAACACGUAUUUCAACAUUGGCCAGAUCAUCGGUGCCCCUUUUGCCAACAUGAUUAUAACCGUAGUGCGCCCGCGCUACUGGCUGCCCGCCUGCCUCAUGACCUGGUCAGCGUUCGUGCUGGGCAUGUACCGAUGCGAAACAGCUGCUCAGUUCUACGUCCUCCGCUUCUUCAUUGGCUUGUUCGAGGGCGCCGCUUGGCCCGGUAUCACCUAUACUCUGGGUUGUUGGUAUCGCAAGAGCGAAAUGGCGCGCCGAUCUGCCCUGUUUGUCAUGUCCGGCGUGUUGGGUCAAAUGUUUUCGGGUUAUUUGCAGGCUGCCUUGUAUACGGGCAUGGAUGGCAAAGGAGGUCUCGCGGCGUGGAGAUGGUUGUUCAUCUUUGACUUUAUUCUCGCCGUACCUAUCGCCAUCUAUGGGUUGUUUUGCUUCCCUGAUACUCCACACAAGACGUCGGCUUGGUAUCUCAAUUCCUGGGAGCGUGAGAAGGCAGUGGAGCGCAUCGACUCCGAGGGCCGCAAGCCCAUUGGCAAGCUAGACUUGUCCGUCUUCAAGCGCAUUUUCACGUCAUGGCAGGUUUAUGCCUUUACGCUGGGCUACGCACUAUGGUCGCUCACGGUUGGUUCCUACGUGAUGCAAUAUUUCACCUUGUAUCUCAAGGCGACCAAGGAGUACACGAUACCGCAGAUCAACAAUAUUCCCACGGCCCUGGGCGCCGUCAAUUUUGUCACCAUGUUGACGACCGGCUUCGUGUCCGACAAGAUUGGUCGCCGAGGCCCUGUGUGCCUGGCUGUCGGUUGCGUCCUCAUCUUCACCUAUUCCAUAUUUACCGCGUGGAACGUACCGCAUCGCCUGCUCAUGGCCGUCUUUAUCCUCAACGGUGUAUACGGCUGCUAUACGCCACUGCUAGCUGGCUGGGUCAAUGAGUGCUGCGGGGGCGACCAACAGAAGCGAGCGUUUAUCCUGGGCUUGAUGACCUCGGUCGGUGGCGCCGUGGUCAUUCCCUUUCAACAGCUCCAAUUCCCCAGUUCACAGGCGCCACAGUUCAAACAAACUCAUGGCUGGCCGAGCGCACUGGCUUUUGUGAUUGCCUUGACGUGCUGGACGGGACUGGGUAUACCCCUCUUACAGCGCAGAAUGGAGAAGCAAGCCAAGAGAAAUGAAGCAGAGCAUGAAGCUUGA
Messenger RNA from Pestalotiopsis fici W106-1, 1593 nucleotides. RefSeq lists its product as uncharacterized. Gene Ontology annotation, molecular function: transmembrane transporter activity. Gene Ontology annotation, cellular component: membrane. The record is from RefSeq and is a predicted model, not a curated record. The transcript has 2 exons. Gene Ontology annotation, biological process: transmembrane transport. Bases 1 to 1593 code for a protein of 530 amino acids. Lineage: Eukaryota; Fungi; Ascomycota; Sordariomycetes; Amphisphaeriales; Sporocadaceae.